AUGAGUGAUACAGAGGAAAUCGAUGGUAGAUCCUUCAACAGCCUUGCAGAUGCCUUAUCAAUCUGUCUUCGACAAUCUCAGAUCAAUGAUCUUCUGGCUGGUGUUCUAUGCAAUCUGGCUUUUUGUUCAAGAACGCAAAUUACAUCUUGGAUCUGGGCUUCAAUGUUUUGGAUUCUGGUCUUCUCUGGGCAGGGAUCUGGAAAGCUUUUUCAAGACAUUCAGUCUGGGCAAAAUUACAGAGCAGGCGAUUCAGCUUCCUCUGAUAGCUUAUCUCCUGGCCUUUAA
Messenger RNA from Ilex paraguariensis (yerba mate), 285 nucleotides. NCBI's taxonomy places the organism in Eukaryota, Viridiplantae, Streptophyta, Magnoliopsida, Aquifoliales, Aquifoliaceae. The record is from the annotation of a GenBank genome assembly.